Messenger RNA from Scedosporium apiospermum, 3651 nucleotides. RefSeq names its product Tetratricopeptide. The record is from RefSeq and is a predicted model, not a curated record. The coding region runs from base 1 to 3651 and encodes 1216 amino acids. Gene Ontology annotation, biological process: regulation of DNA-templated transcription. Gene Ontology annotation, cellular component: Cdc73/Paf1 complex. The transcript has 2 exons. NCBI's taxonomy places the organism in Eukaryota, Fungi, Ascomycota, Sordariomycetes, Microascales, Microascaceae. Gene Ontology annotation, molecular function: RNA polymerase II complex binding.
AUGGAGACGAACGGAAUCACGAACGGCGCGGGCGGCGUCGAGCUCGCCAGCGCGCGUUUCUCCGAUAUCCCCUCGACGAUCGACAUACCCGUCGGCGACCAGCUUGACGAAGCUGUUGAGAUUAACCUCGAUGUCCUGAUCGAUGACCCUACGGAGCUCUGCACACUACUCGAGAACGAAGGCGCGGCGCGAACAUACUGGAUGACGGUGGCGAUGGCCUAUGCGAAACAGGGCAAAAUCGACCACGCCAUUGAGAUGCUGAUCCGGGCAAGCCAGGUCCUCCAGAACAGCACGCCGCGCGAGAGAGUUAGCAUGACCUGCACCUUAUGUUGGCUUUACCUCCACAAGAGUCGCGAAGCGCCUCGCGUCGCACCUGAAGGUGUCCUAGUUUCCGACGCGAAGACAAAGGAGUACUAUCUUCAAUUAGCCACCUCUUCCCUCAACGACGCGUCGCGCAUUAACCCCGCCUUUCCCCCUCUCUUCCUUGCCCGUGGCGUGCUUCAGCUUCUUAAGGCAUCGCUCCAGGCGCCGUCUACCUCUAGCGGACCAAAGGUGGUCGACCCCGAAAGAACCGAACUUCUCCGACAAGCGCUCAAGUCCUUCGAAGACGCAUUGAGGGUGUCGCAAGGAAAGAACAUGCUUGGACUGAUGGGCAAAGCGCGCGCUCUGUACUCCAUGCAGAAAUACCCGGAGGCCUUGACGGCAUAUCAGGAGGUUCUUCGGAAGAUGCCAGGACUCAUUGAUCCUGACCCGAGAAUCGGAAUUGGUUGCUGCCUUUGGCAGAGUGGUUUCAAGGACGAUGCGCACUCCGCCUGGGAGCGAUCUCUAGAACUCAAUCCAGGAAACAAAUUCGCCAACAUCCUAUUGGGUGUUUAUUAUCUCGACGCCAGCGGUUCCCUCCCCACGAACAGCGCCGAGUUCCUCCGAUUGUACAAGAAGGCAAUGACCGAGUACACCCAGAAGUCCUUCAAGAUCGACAAGAACCUGCCCCUGACAUGUGCAACAUUUGCGAGUUAUUUCCUGUCGCGCAAGUCCUUUGGCAACGUCGACACUCUGGCGCACAAGGCCAUCCAGUACACCGACGUUAAUGCCGUCGCGAGUGAUGGGUGGUAUUUACUUGCCAGGAAGGAACAUUACGAGGGCAACAUCAACCAAGCGAGCGACUUCUAUCGUCGCGCCGAUGAUGCGCGGGGUGGCACAGAGAGGGGUUAUUUGCCAGCGAAGUUCGGCGCGGCUCAGCUUUCAGUCCUUAGAAACGACCUGGGCGAAGCCAAAUUGCAACUCGAGAAGAUGAUUCAGUUGUCCAAGAACUAUGAGGCGACCAUUCUUCUUGGCACUCUUUACGCGGAGGAAGUGUUUGCCAACCAGGCUGCUGAGGUGAAGGAGGACAAGUCCUCUGAAACCACGAAGGCAGUUACCCUGCUUGAAACAGUUCGCCACGCCUGGAAGGACCCCAAGAAGAAUCUCCACCCUGACACCUCCGUCCUACUCAACCUUGCUCGCCUGUACGAGACCGAUCAGCCAGAAAAGGCACAGCAGUGCCUUCAGCAAGUCGAGGAAUUGGAAAUCAAUCAAAUUCCCGACUCCGAGCGUCCUCAAGACAAGGAGGAUGAUGCUGAAGUCCGCGCCGUGCUCCGGACUUAUCUCCCCCCACAGCUCCUGAACAACAUUGGUUGUUUCUACUCUCAGGCAGAGAAACACCAACUCGCUAGUGACAUGUUUGAGGCUGCUCUGGGAGCUUGUGUCCGUAUCGAUUCGAAGGAUGAGAACGCUGAUACGGAUUCUCUUAUUACGACCAUCAGCUUCAACCUAGGUCGCAGCUACGAGGCCCAGGGUAUGACGGAUCAGGCCAUUGAGGUGUACGAGCGGCUACUAGCGCGGCAUGACGACUACAUUGAUGCGCGCACGCGCCUUGCAUACAUCAAGCUCCGCAAGAAUCCCCACAAGGAAGGACCCGACGCCGUCGCCAAGCUCUACCAGGAGAACAACACCGACCUCGAAGUCAGGGCGCUGUACGGUUGGUAUCUCGGCAAGGUCACAAAGAAGAAGGCUGUCAGCCUAAACGAGGACCCUGAGUUCCGACAUUACAAGCACACUCUCCAGCAUUACGACAAGCACGAUAGAUACGCGCUUGUGGGUAUGGGUAACUUGUAUCUCGCGCAGGCAAGGGAAAUGCGGCGUGAGACGGACCAGGAGAAGCAGAAACGGAGCGCUACCUACAGCAAGGCGGUGGAAUUCUUCGAGAAGGCACUCUCUCUGGAUCCUAAGAACGCCUACGCUGCCAUGGGCAUUGCCAUUGCAUUAGCUGAGGACAAGAAGGACCUCAAGAAUGCUCUGGCAAUCCUGGUUAAGGUUCGCGAAACCAUCAAGGACACUCAUGUCCACGUCAAUUUGGGUCAUAUCUACGCCGAGCUUCGGCAAUUCAAUAAGGCUAUUGAGCACUACGAGGCGGCGUUGGCGAAAGAGGGCAAGGAGAACGACACUGUUAUCCUCUCCUGCCUUGGAAGAACCUGGCUCAACAAGGGUCGCACCGAUCGAGAUCUCGAUGCGUACAAGUCCUCUCUGGAGUGUGCCAAGAAGGCACUUGAGGCUGCACCUGACCAGGUUCAUUACAAGUUCAAUGUCGCCUUUGUCCAAAUCCAGCUCGCCUCUACCAUCUACAACCUGUCUGAGAAACAACGGUCUCUAGAACAGCUCGAGGAGGCGGCUGAAGGUCUUGAGGCUGCCAUCAAGGCCCUCGAUGAAAUCGCCGCCCACCCCCAUACACCCUACCCCAAGCACGAUGUUGAGCAGCGUGCCAACAUGGCCCGUAACACGCAGCGAAAGCAGCUCGAGAGAGCCAUCGCGAGCCAGAAAGAGUACGAGGACAGGAACAAGGAGAAACUUCAGGCGGCCAUGGAGCAAAGGCAGGCGGAGCUCAAGAGAAGGGAAGAGGAGCGCCAAAAGGCACUCGACGCGGAACGCGAGAGGCAAGAGCGAAUCCGAAAGGAGCGUGAGGCCAUCGCGGCUAAGGAUGCGGAGCUGGCACAGGCCAGGAUGGAACGAGAGAAGGCAGCUAUGGAAGCCGAGAUGACUACGGAUUCCGAGACUGGCGACCGAGUCAAGCGGAAGCGGAAGCCGGCGCCUCGCGCGGCUGGCGAGCCCAAGCCGAAGCGAACCCCGCAGAAGAAGAAGAAGAAGGAGAGAGCUGAGUCGGACAGCGGAUCCGAGGGCGAACGUCCCUCGAAGAGGAGGCGGAAGCUUACGAAGCAGGAGAAUACCAAGUUCAAGUCGGCCGAGAUCAUUGUCGACAGCGACGAGUCGGAGGGCGAUGCCGACGAGGAUGCUCUCGAGAAGGCCGAGAGGGACCUCGACAGGUCUUCCACGGCGUUUGGUUCCGACGAUGAGGACGACCGGGCUCGCGACCAGAGUGACGACGAAGAGAGGAUGGAUGUUGAUAACAAGGCGGAGAGGGCUGGCGAUGAUGAAGACGAGGAGGCCGAGGAGGUUACUCGGCGGUCGAGAGCCCGUCGGGGCCGGAUCGUUGAGAGUGACGAGGAGGACGAAGACGAGGAGGCUAAGAAUGCUAGCGAUGAGUCCGACAAUGACGCGGAGCCAUCGGCCAAGGAUACUAGUAUGGUGGAUGUUGAUAACGAUGAUGAUGACGAGUAA